UCUUGGCUGUUCUAGUCUUGUGUUGCUGAGUGUUAAUGGAUUUUCUCUCCAACUUCGUUCUCCUCCUUCUUGUACCUUCUUUGUUGGUUUUUAAGGCUGUUUCUGAGGCAUCUUUCGAUGAAUCCGACAAUCUCAUGAUACGCCAAGUUGAGUCACAUGUUGAUGAUUUCUUGAAUGCUGAACGCCAUUUUGAGAAAUUUAAGGCCAGGUUCCAAAAAACCUACGCCACCCCAGAGGAGCACGACUACCGCUUUAACGUUUUCAAAGCUAACUUACGCCGUGCUAAACGACACCAGUUACUUGAUCCUUCCGCUGUACAUGGCGUCACUCAAUUCUCUGAUUUAACUCCUGCGGAGUUUCGUCGUGAUUAUCUUGGAUUGAAGCCUCUUCGGUUCCCGGCCGAUGCACAACAGGCUCCAAUCCUCCCAACCGACAACCUCCCUACUGAUUUCGAUUGGAGAGAGAAUGGGGCCGUGACACCGGUUAAGAAUCAAGGUAAUUGUGGAUCAUGCUGGUCGUUUAGUACAAUUGGAGCCUUGGAGGGAGCUCAUUUUCUUGCGACGGGAAAUCUUGAGAGUCUGAGUGAGCAACAGCUUGUGGAUUGUGACCGUGAGUGUGAUCCAGAAGAAUAUGAUGCAUGUGAUGAUGGGUGCAACGGUGGACUAAUGAACAAUGCCUUUGAGUACAUACUGAAGACUGGGGGAGUUGAGAGAGAGAAGGACUACCCUUACACUGGGAGGGAUCGCAGUCCUUGCAAAUUUAACGAGAGCAAAAUCGUUGCAUCUGUAUCUAACUUCAGUGUCGUUUCUAUCGACGAAGAUCAAAUCGCGGCCAAUCUGGUGAAAAAUGGCCCUCUUGCAGUGGGUAUCAAUGCAGUUUUCAUGCAAACAUACACGGCUGGAGUUUCAUGCCCUUACCUUUGCUCAGGGGAGUUAGAUCAUGGGGUGCUUCUGGUUGGAUAUGGUUCUGCUGGUUAUUCCCCUAUCCGGUUCAAAGAAAAACCUUAUUGGAUCCUAAAGAACUCCUGGAGUAAAUACUGGGGAGAGCAUGGUUAUUACAGGAUCUGUAGGGGUCAAAAUAUGUGUGGAGUGGAUUCCAUGGUCUCAUCUGUAGUAGCAGCUAUCCAAACAACAAGCCAAUAAUUAAAUCUUACACAUCAUGGAGGUAUCACUUGUGAUGCAAAUAAAAAGAAGGUUUUCUUGUCAACUAGCCAAUAAUGAAUUGUAACAAGCAAUUGGUCAUUCAAUAAACAUGCUUUAGACAGGAGCUUGUCA
Molecule: messenger RNA, 1274 nt
Organism: Vitis riparia (riverbank grape)
Lineage: Eukaryota; Viridiplantae; Streptophyta; Magnoliopsida; Vitales; Vitaceae
Product: cysteine protease RD19A-like
Exons: 4
Coding region: 36-1142 (368 amino acids)
Cellular component (GO): lysosome
Molecular function (GO): cysteine-type endopeptidase activity
Source: RefSeq, a predicted model, not a curated record